UUUGGCGAGAAAUACGGCGAGACACUGUCUCCGAAAAUUUUGUGUCUUAUCCGUAAUUACACAGAAAUAUUUUAACAAUAAGUAGUAAUUGUUUAAGACAACCCAGCCAUGGCGACUGAAGGGGGUGGCAAGAUUAAACCUAAACGCAGCCACUCGACUUCAAAGCCAUACGAAAGACGAAAGUCACUCUUGGGUAAGGUGACGGAUACUGUAAAAGAUUUGCUUGCUCCAUCAUGGUUGACGGAUUUUGUAUCAACUGUGUCAAAGAAGACUCCUCCCAAAGACAAGAAGGAUGCUUUUAUAGAGGAAGAGGAAGAUGUGUUCAUGGAAUUAAGGAAACAUUUUGAAGGAUUUUGGCAAUUAGCCCUGCUCAGUCAGCCAUCACAGCUGAACAAUGUAAGGAAACCUCCUCGCAUGCAGCAGCAGCAGGAACGUGACAAGCGCAAUGCAGUGCCUGCACCCCGGUCUGCAACUGCCACAGCUGCAACUCACCUGGACCCUGCCGUCCCAUCAACAUCCCUGGCGCCACCUCAGCCAUCAUUCAGCUCAUCACAUCUGCCUUUCUCAAAGUUUACCCAGCAAAAAUCAAGAAUCCCAAAUGAUGACACCAUGUCAGAACGAAGUGAUGUGUCUCGAUCCACAAGCGGGUGUUCGUCCAUGAUUCCUCACCCGGACAAGCAAGCCUAUCAGAGGGAGAUCCUUCAGCUGAAUGAUUCUGCUCUAGACAUGUUGAAAACAGACUUUCAAACAGCUGAAGUUUUUCAGCCUCCAAGGGGUGGUCAAGCUGCACAGAAAGAUAUGCCGGCACAGAGGUCUCAGCCUAUUGCCCCAAAGAUGUUUGAGACAUUUGUCAAUCCACCGAAGACAUGGACUGCAGAAGCAUCAUCAUCCCGCCAAGGGCGUCCUUUGGCCCCGGCUGUCAGGGAGAAACCAGGCUUCAACACUUCACUAUUUGGUUCCCCUGUUCUGAACCAGUCCUCAUCUAUACUGGGUGAAAGCUUUGGGGAGUCAUCCUUCUAUUCUGGCAAGACAACAUAUGGAGGUGCAUCAGCCUACAGAAAACUCAACUCCACAGCUCCCUACCAGACUGCACUGCCAAUUCGUAAACAACUGAAACCAAAGCCUCUCAACAACAGCUUCAAUGCAGUGACUAGUUCCACUGCCAGACGAAUCCUGGAAACACUGGAGCGAAUGUCUACACCCCUCUCAGAUGCAAAAAAGAUCCCUGCCAGUGAAUCUUUCCUGACUGAUUCUGUGUUGUCAUUCACACCUGGCAGUUACAGAAGACGAUCCUUACGUCCACUCACUGGUGUCGGGGCAACAAGGAGGUCACUAGAUGUACCUAAGGGCCCCCCUACCAGUCAACUGAAGACUCCUUCCAUCGCGUCUAUUUCCAAGAAUCGCCAGAAGCUCUUGUCGUCCACGCCAACGUCCUCUCGGAUACCGGAACCAAAGAUAAAGAAUCAGGACAGUGGUGAGGAAGAUGAGGACAGCAGUCAUGAGGAUGAGCCGGUUGUGAUAGAUGACUGGCCUGGAGGUGGAGGAGGCAAAGGGGGCAAGAUGAUGAGGGAGAAGAGCUAUCGUUCCUCCGCUAGACGGAAACCGGGAGAAGACGAGGAAGAAGAGGUUGAGCCUCCACCACUCAAGACAGACUUCACCCUACCUGUAAUGAGUAUGCCUGCAUUCAACUUCAAGCCAACACCGGGUUUGGCGAAGAAAGAUAAGACUGUGUCGCGACCUGUGGAGGGGGACAAGGCUGCCAACCUCAAGUUCACAUUUUCAACCCCAAUACAGAAGAGUGGGCCUUCAGGUUCAACGACUUCUGAAAGGGCAGAGGGUUUCAAGUUCAGUUCCCCUCUCAAAGUCACAGACAAAGAGUCCUUGCCUAAAUCAUCCACAUUCACUGCCAUUGGUGGUAGUCAACCAGCUUUUAAACCAUUGCUGAAUUCCUCAGUCACUGCACCUGUCUGCAAGCUAGGAAAUGGAGGUAUUGGCAUGAACAUGAAGCCUCCAGUGAGCAGUGGACAGGCUUUUAAACCUGCUGAAGUUCUGAAGAAGGGGAGCGUGAUGGAUGUAUUAGGUGGAGGUGCUUUCAAGCCUUCCUCAGAUCUGAAACAAGGGAGUGUGAUGGACGUUCUUGGGAAAGAUGGUCCCAAGUCUACUGGAGUAGCAAGCCAGUUGAAGUCUGGCAGUGUUAUGGACAUUCUGGGGAAAACUUCCAAUGAUACUAGUUCUUCACCAUCAGGGUUUAAACCUGCACUGCAACUGAAAGAGGGGAGUGUCAUGGACAUCUUAGGCAAGGGAAAAGACAAAACUCCAGUUUCAAGUAACCCUAUGACCAAGUUCUGCAAAAAGCCAGGGGAAUGGGAUUGCGACACCUGUCUUGUACAGAAUAAGUCUGAGGCCACUAAAUGUGUCGCAUGUGGAACUUCCAAGCCGGGGUCGGGGCCGAAACCACCUUCCAUCAGAAAAGGAUCUCUGAGUUCUGGCCAGCCAAGCCUGUCGUCCAUGUUCAAACCUUCCGCUGGAAGUUGGGACUGUGGCACAUGCAUGAUUCAGAAUAAGCCAGAGGAUACCAAAUGUGUGGCCUGCAGUACUCCCAAGCCUGGAGCUGCAGCAACAGGUACCGGAUCUCUGAGUUCUGGCCAGCCAAGUCUGGCAUCCAUGUUCAAGUCGUCGGCUGGAAGUUGGGACUGUGGCACAUGCAUGAUUCAGAACAAGCCAGAGGACACGAAGUGUGUGGCCUGUAAAACUCCUAAACCUGGAGCUUCAACAACAGGUAAAGAAACAGGAUCUCUGAGUUCUGGCCAGCCAAGUCUGGCGUCCAUGUUCAAGUCGUCUGCUGGAAGUUGGGACUGUGACACGUGCAUGAUUCAGAACAAGCCAGAGGACACCAAGUGUGUGGCCUGCAGUACUCCCAAACCUGGAGCUGCAGCGACAGGUACACCGGAGACAAAGACAAGCAGUACAAUCAGUGCAUCUGGAUUCCAAAUCAGUGGAACUCUGUUUGGCAGUGGAACAGCUUCGAGUGGAGGAGGGUUUGGUGGCUUUGGCAAGUCAGCUUCAUCCAUUGGAGGCUUCAGCAUGGGAUCGACAGAUUCAAAGAAUGCUGGUUCGGAAGGUGGAUUUAAAAUUGGUUCUGGCUUUAGUUUUGGGUCCACUAAGGGAAGUGACUUGAAAUCUCCAUCUAGUGACAGUGGAGCUAAAGAUGGAGGAAGUUCUAAUAAAGGUGAUUCAAAUAAUGUAUCAAAUGUACUUAGCUCUCAAAAAACUUCUAGUAUAUCAGGUGGCUUUCAAUUUGGAACCGUCAUUAAGAAUCCAGUUCAAGAAUUGGAAGGCAUUGUGAACAGUUCUUUCAAAUCCAGCACAGAGACCCAAGUGUCUGAAUCUAAAUCGUCAGGGUUUGGAUUUGGUGUGUCAGCAUCUGAGGCCAGUAAAACAAGUGCUUCUAGUGAACCUAGUGGAACAGACUCAUCCAAUGGAAAAUUAGCCUUUGGACAAAAAUCAGACUCUACUGCAGAGAAAAAGAAUGAUAAUAUAUUUGGUUCAGUGAAUUCCCUGAGCGGUGGAACAGGUUUUAGUUUUGGUCAGAGUGGAGCCACAUCAGUUGCUUCUUCACCUGGGGGAUUCUCGUUUGGAGCAACGGCAGCCGCCACAACGGCUACAUCUAACACAACAUCUAAAGGAAUUGCAUCCAGUGGGUUUUCCUUCGGACAAGACAAGACCGACAGUAAGCCUGUGUUUGGCACUACUCAAUCUGCUGCUACGGAAGGUAGCAAGUCAGCUGCUGCUGCCACCACGAACAGCUCCCUGUUUACAUUCGGUCAACCAGUCGCUGGCGGCAACACAGACAACAACAAACCUCUGGGAGUGGGUGGGGGAUUCCCCUUUACUGCCAACACAGACACAUCAACAGCAGCAGCAGCAGCAGCCCCGAAACGAGGACGGGAUGAGGAGACUGGAGCUCCUGUAGCCAAAAAGUCCUUCUCGUUCGGGCAGUCCACAAACUCUACCUCAACAGGUGGCUUCAGCUUCGGUGCGUCAGCAUCUGCGACAACUGCCAGUGGCGUCUUUACCUUCGGUGCCAGCUCCACCAGCAGUGCAUCAACUGCGGCAGGGACAGGGACGACAACUUCAACUCCAUCAUUCUCAUUUGGAGCUGCCCAGCCAGCACCUCCUGCAAACACACCUUUCCAGUUCUCCGCUCAAACAGCAUCCUCCGGAACCAACUCAGUAUUCCAGUUCGGGAGCAACUCCGCUGGACCACAGACAGGGUUUUCAUUCGGUUCCUCAACCCCGGUAACAACUGCAGCACCGUUCGGCACAACCAACACGCUUCCUCAGCCAGCAUUUGGCAACACCGCCAACAGCACCCCUCAGACCGGAGCCCAGGGUGGGGGUAUGUUCAGUAACUCUACGUCGGUGUUUGGAGCCAACAAUAGUGCCACGCCAGUGCCUGCAUUCGGAGCUGCAGAUCAGAACGCCAACUCAGGAGGUUUCUCAUUCAAGAUGGCAGGCACAAACAACCAAAGUUCCAGCACUCUUAACUCUCAGCCCAGCUUCAACUUUGGGGGAGGAGGAAGUGGAGGGGUGUUCCAGUUCACUGCUAAAGGGAAUGAGACAUCUGCCGGAGCACCAGCCCAGGGAUCCACAUCGUCAGGGUUUUCCUUUGGUGGUACCCAACAGCCUCAACCGGCAGCCCCUGCCCCAACCUUCAACUCCACCAACACCAUGAGCUUUACAGGUGGCAACACUCCCAGCUUCACCAUCGGGAGCACUCCAGAACCGGGGGAGAAGAAUCAAACGUGCAGUAAGGAAAAUCCGGAAAUAGAAAGGAUAUUGCUGUACAGUCUCACAUUGGGUGUAAGCUCUUCCCACCCUGAUGAAGAACUGGGUGGAUGAGUCUCAGAAAUGCCAUUGUUAAAUGUGUCACUUAUUGUGACACGCAUAACCUCUCUGUUGAAAGGAAGAGAGGGAGGGUGGAAUUCAUCAUUCACACAACUUGUGUGUAAGGGAACCUUCCAUUGCAGGGAAGAAAUUUAGUAAUGAAGACUAAUCAAGUGAACAGAAUGGGUGUUCAAGGUUCAGACCAUCAUCAGGAAGAGGAAGAUACAUUGAAGAUGGAGAGUAGUAUUGUUUUUCACUAUUUAUUUGGACCAUGCAGAAUCUUGGGAGAAGACCACUUGCAUAAUGCAGACCCAAAGUGUGGUUGUCAUGAAGAAAACUUGACCAUUUGGGCAUUAUCAGGCAGUUUAUAGUCUCCUUCUUUAUGUACAAACACAUUGCAUUGAGUCGCUGCAAAUUUCCAUGUGUUAAAACAUGCUGGCUUACAGGCAGCACUUGCUUGAUUUUUGUGUGUGCUCUAAGGGACAUCGAUAACCCUUAACCAAAUGCCCUGGAUUCAGUUAGACGGUUUAUAAUGCCUGGAAACUCUGCUAAAAGGUUUUUCACUCGUCAGGUUAUUUAAUUACCUUGGCAUUGAUGGAUCUGGAGCCCCUGCAUCAAUAGCAUCAGUGGUGAGACAGAAGAGGACCUUGAGCCAUGUUGAUGUGCAAUUUUGCCUUCAUGUUGAGUAGCCAGUUCACACACUUUUUUGAUCCUCAAAUGAACUUGUAUUAUCUGGUCAGUGAUUCAAGACAUUUUGUUGGCAAGCAUUUUGCCAUUAUUUGUGUCAGAUUUGGAAUUAUUUGUGAAUCAACAAAACUUUUGACCUGGCCCAGUGCCUUUUUGAAAGACUUCAAAAGUCGAGGGAGGAGAACAGUGAUGGACGGAAGUCUCGGAGAGAUGGACAUUUGUUUUCUUAUAUAUAACUGCAGUUUUACCCUUUUCACGGGUGUGAAUUGCGUAUCGUGUAUGUGGUUGUCCUGUAUUGUUAUUUUGAACUUAAACGAACAUAAGGUUGGAUCUGUUUAUUCCAUUAAAAGAGUCUUCCGGAUAUUAUGACUUGAAAACAGUGGUCAGAAAUCAUCAGGAAUGAUUGACUUAGAAUGAUUUCCCAGUCCAGUUUUAUCACAGAAAAACUGCUGAUGAUGCGAUUGAGUUGCAAGCAUUACAAAUUGGCCAUGCCUCAUCCCAGUGGGUUUGUCGUCUAUAUCUUUGUAUAUCAAGGGCAACCAAGUUUUCUUGGUGAUCACAAUGUUAGUGCUGUAUCAGAUUGCCAGAAUGAAGUAUUGUGAGGCUUUACAGGUUACUCCUUUAACCCUUUGUUUUUAUACAGGUAACCUAAAAUGUUUCAGAUAUUUAAAAAAAAAAGAACAAAUGCAUUUUCAAAACAUUGGAUUCUAUAUAUAUUUUUUAUAUACUUUGAGAUUGAGAUAGUGAUAAGUGAUUCAAUAAUAGAAUGUAUUUUAAGUUUAUUUAAGUUUAAUGAUAGUGUAACAUGAAAAUGAUUAGACAGUAGGACUUUUAUGAAAUAACUUCAGCUGUAUCUCGUUUUCUUGCCAAUGAUCAAAACUAUUGCCAGGAUGUGUAAGUGUUUAACAAGGUAUAUCUCAAAUGCCAUAAAGCGUUCUGCUGUAUAAUUAAUCUUAAAACACAGGGUUUCUACAUAUCAAGCCCUUUUAUUGUAUUCUUUCGAAUUACCUAACUUUUCAAGCUCAUAAUCUCAGACUCUAUUCAAGUGUUGACAAAUACGAGGAAAUGAUAAGCAAAAUAUAUUUGUUCAGAGUUGGUACAGCGAUACAGUCCAGCAUCACAGUCCAUCAUUCCGGUGGAUAAGCCACUGUACACACCGGUCUGUCAUUCUGGUGCUGAUGAGGUUCGCUGGUGAAGGUACAUACAAGAAAUGAUCAUUAAUUUACUGUUACAUAUAACUGUUAAAUAUUAAUGUUUUACCAAAAGAGGGUUUAUUUGUUAAGGGUGUUGAUCAUCAGAAAACGAAAUACCACAAAAGUACAUCUUGAAACUUUAUAUUGGGUGUACAAUGAAGGAGAAGAAAUAGUUCAUGAAGGAUCAGUUUUUUUGUAUGAUAUCAGCAAUGCUGGAGGCUAUCAGGUAGAUGUGGUGGUGAUGUUUGACUUGGUGUUAUUGGUGUGUCCAUGUGUAUGAGGUGCACAAAUGUUAAACAUUGUUAUGUGUUACGUCACAGUAGUGAGCUUGACCCUCCAGGUAGCCCUCCAAUCUGUUAAUUACUAAUGUUAUCAGGUGCUACUGUCAUCAAGUAAGCUGUGCAGAGAUAGGGUUGUAUAGUGGUUAAUAUGUCCUGUUUCUAAGGUGAUAUAGAUCCUUUUAGUGGUUUUGGAACAAACAAAAUUCUAGUUUUGUUCUGAGCAAUUUCCCUUAGUUUGAAGGAUUCCAGCUGCCUGUCUUAUUCAAAGCUUGUUCGAAGAAAUCUAUCAGUAUUCUGACAACCUGGUCUUUUGUAUACACGUUGGGCAUUUGAUAUAGAAAUCAAAAUCUGGUUAUUAGAUCUGUUCCAAUAUGCAAUUAGGGUUGUUGUUUUUCUGUAAGUAUGUCUUGAGUUUUGUGACAGUUUUUAGGCCAAUCUUUUCAGGCAUUCUAGAAAAUUGAAAAUUGCAAAAAUUUCAUUUAUAUACACCAAAUUUGGAAUGUUCUUCAUAUUGAGCAUAGAUAUUAAUAUAAUACAAGAUAUUAGUGUGUUUUUUAUAGUUCUUGACUUAUUUGAAGACAACACUUUAUCAUUUGACCAUAUUUCUGAAUGAAACAUUCAAAUCCAUUUUGAAAAGUCGAGUAUGUCAAGAAUUGUGGCAUUAAGAGUUUAUCCAAACUGUGUAUUCUUUUCCUAAAUGUAAUAUUCGGGUUCUGGGUAUACUAAUUUAAAUACAAAAAUUCUGGUUGGAUCUCUAGGAAUCUUGUUUUAUUGGAAAACUGUAGCUCCAUGGUUUGGUUAUAUUCCCGGUUAUGUGAUUGAUUUGAGUUGCUGGAGAUGUCUCGAAACCCUUCUCAGUGCAGUAGGAAAUCUUACUGGAUGAUUAGAGCACUACUAAAUUCUAGUCCUGUCAGUCAUUGGCAGCCCGGUGAGGGUCCAGGUCAUUACACAUUUACAAUAUUUUGUACAUCUUGUAAAUUUCAAAUUUUUAUUAUCGAUUGAACUUGGGAGCAUGAAGACUAUUUCAGGUGAAUGAAUAUCUUGUUUGUUAUUUGGAAGUGUACAUUUUCCAUGCAGGAAUGAAGUGUUUUAUAAAAGAAGUUUCACAAAAAGUCCAUUAAUAUUAACCUCAAUCUGAUUGUGAUCAUGGUCUCAAAUUGUCCACUUGGGAUGAUAAUGUAUAUAUAAAUUUGUGUUGUGUAUGUCCACACUCAGUUUGCUUGUCAUUGUAAAUACUCCAUAGUACUGCUCCCACUAUCAUUCGGUAAGCUUUCAUUGAAUUUCGUAAGCAGGUGCUCAACAAGAUUGUAAUUCACAAUUUUUUCCAUUUCCAUUGAUCAUUACGAUAUUGUACAGUGUAGUUUCAACUUGAUCUGUAUGAAGGGCUUGCACCAGGCCAUAUAUCAUCAUAUGUGUAAGGCAGGGAAUCAGACAAGGGUUGAUGACAACUCACCCAAUUGUUUUGUUAGUUCAUUUCAUUCCAUAUUUUGCCACGUAUGACAAUCCAAUGUGCCAAAUAAUCUGAAUUUAGAUUAUUUUAUCUUCAGAACCAAAAAACAAAUUCAGUUGCAUCAAUAUUUCAGUAUGCGUGUGUUUUCAUAACUGACUGAUGUAAACAAAAUGUACAUAGAUAUACUGCCAUAUUAAGGAAGAAAUACUUGGAAAUGCUAAUUACUACAGUGUUAAUGGUUCCUAGUGCAUGAUAUAUCAGUUUAAUCAAUAUCUCCAAUAAGUUGCACCUUUUAGAAAAGCUACGUUUUUUAUACCAAUAUGUUUAUGUUGAACAUCAUGACUGUUUUAUCCCAGUGUACUUCUAGCCGAUCAUUCUUGUCACUUAAUGAUACAAGCCUGGUUCGAGUUCUCUGCCAAUUUGUCAUGUCUUUGCUUUUGUUGGUGUAAAUAUAAGAAAAUCGAAGGACAACUAUCAAACAGAGACUGAACAAACUGUGAUACCGUUUUGUUUUUUUUUUCUGUUUAAUUUUUUUGUGGCUCACAAUGCUAGCAGUCUCGGCAGAAUUUCACAGACUCGAAGCCCUCGUGUAUUGAGCUGGGCAAGGAGUAGAAUCGUGUGGCUACAUUAGCCAUUUACUUAGGGAAAAUCAUUGGGAGAAGGCUGUUUCUCCUCAAAAAAUCAAAUGUAAAUUUGUUAUACAUAAAUUGUUGACUUUGGGCAAGAUAGGAGUGUGAAAGGAUGACUUUGAAAUUUGCGAGAGAAAGAGAUUGUUUCUGAAAAAUAUUCUAUUUGUGAGAAAGUUGAACAUUGAACGAAAAGUGCUGUGAAAUUCUGCAUUUGUAAAUAUCUCCAUAACGGUGAAUGGUGUAUGAGUUAAUUUGGUAUAUGCAUUUGUCACGCGGAAAUAAAUCUUGAGUUGACCCCUUGAAAA
Molecule: messenger RNA, 9432 nt
Organism: Haliotis rubra (blacklip abalone)
Lineage: Eukaryota; Metazoa; Mollusca; Gastropoda; Lepetellida; Haliotidae
Product: nuclear pore complex protein Nup153-like
Biological process (GO): protein import into nucleus; RNA export from nucleus
Cellular component (GO): nuclear pore
Molecular function (GO): structural constituent of nuclear pore
Source: RefSeq, a predicted model, not a curated record